Spinacia oleracea (spinach) is the source of this 906-nucleotide messenger RNA. RefSeq names its product cyclin-dependent protein kinase inhibitor SMR15. Lineage: Eukaryota; Viridiplantae; Streptophyta; Magnoliopsida; Caryophyllales; Amaranthaceae. Gene Ontology annotation, biological process: regulation of DNA endoreduplication. The record is from RefSeq and is a predicted model, not a curated record. The transcript has a single exon. The coding region runs from base 276 to 614 and encodes 112 amino acids.
GUUUCCUCGGGUUCCCUUUCUCUCUCUUCUUUCUCUCUCUUCCCUUAAAAAUAAACCUUUCUUUUUCCUUUAUAAAACCCCCGAAACAUUUCAACCCCCUUUACUCUUCUCCUUCUCCUCAAAAACGCGUUACGUUUACUUUCUCUCUCCAAAUUCAACCCUUUAAUUUUAUUUUUCUUUCAAUUUCCCAUAAGUAAAAUCAAAACCUCCUUUCAAUUUGAUUCUUAAAAAAACACAUUAAUUAUUAUUAUUAGUCUUUUUAAUAAUCUACAAUAAUGAGGUUUUCGUCGGAAAAGAAGAGUGCGAAUUGGGUGACUAAUACACCAUUAAGAGCUCCUCUCAAACCCAUUUACACCGGUGGUGGCCGCAGCAUUGAUGAAGAUCAGAGAGAAAAUACGACGUCGUCUUCAGUGCCGACGACUCCGACUUCAGAAGGUUCUAGAAUCCCCUCGAAGCUUCCAUGUCCGCCGCCGCCUCGAAAGCGGAAACCUUCUUCUUCUAAGCAAUUGAGGUGCAAGAAUAUUAACAAGUUGUGUAGUGGGAAAAGGGAGUUCUUUAUUACUCCUACUGAUUUGGAAGCUGUUUUCAUACGCCGUCAUAAUAUUGGCUGCUAAAUUAGAAAAUCAAGGGGAAAAGGUUUAUUCUUCUUUCUAUUUUCAGAAAGAAUUAGUUUUUAUUUUUAUUUUGAUAUAUUAGUGUGUAAUUUGUGAUGACUUGGUUACGUCAUCACAAGAUGUUAGUAUGAAUUAUCUUAGAUCUUUAAUUAAGUUUAGGUAGUGUAACGUAGUACUACUAGUUUGCAAGGAGUUUAUAUUUUAAUUUGUGUAGUGUGUACAGUAUGACAUCCUAGAUUAAUAAUUAUUGUUACUAAUUAGUACGAAAUACAGAGUACUGUAUAAGUUUUUA